This is a messenger RNA of Chelonus insularis, 2989 nucleotides long. It is a transcript of the gene Hr96, whose product is annotated as Nuclear hormone receptor HR96. The record is from RefSeq and is a predicted model, not a curated record. The coding region runs from base 388 to 2553 and encodes 721 amino acids. Gene Ontology annotation, biological process: positive regulation of transcription by RNA polymerase II; negative regulation of transcription by RNA polymerase II; cell differentiation. The transcript has 4 exons. Gene Ontology annotation, molecular function: nuclear receptor activity; zinc ion binding; RNA polymerase II cis-regulatory region sequence-specific DNA binding. Lineage: Eukaryota; Metazoa; Arthropoda; Insecta; Hymenoptera; Braconidae.
GUGCGAUAAAGACAGAUUAUAAGCAACAAGACAGCCAUUCUUUUCUAAAAAGAUUCAUACUGAACACGUUUUACUUGUGCUAGUUGUUAAGUGUUAAUAAGUGAGCGCCAAUUGAACGUAUUAUUUAAGCUGUCAUUUGUAUUACACUUAUUCACAAUCGAGAAUUCAAGAUUAAGAGGUGGACCCAGUGUUAAAGUCAUUUAUUCAUUAAUUUCUAUUACUCCAAAAUAAAUGUCGUUUGUUGUUUAUGACGAAAGACAAUCAAUGAUAUGAAUCAUCAGCCAUCAUUUGUCAACUUCUAAAUGAGAUAAAAAAACGAACACGAAUCAUGAUUAAGUGAUGAUUUCCUAUAAAAUUUAGUAGUUAUUAAUCAUUUAUUAAAAAGAUAUGGAAAAUGAAGCAUCAGGAGGUAGAGAAGCUAAUAAAAUUUGUGGUGUAUGUGGAGAUCGUGCUCUAGGAUUUAAUUUUAAUGCUUUAUCAUGUGAAAGUUGUAAAGCAUUCUUUAGAAGAAAUGCCUUAAAAAAUAAGGAAUUUAGGUGUCCUUUUUCACAAAAUUGUAAUGUGACACCAAUCACAAGAAGGUUCUGUCAAAAAUGCAGAUUAGAAAAAUGUUUCAGUAUUGGUAUGAGAAAAGAAUAUAUUAUGACAGAGGAAGAUAAAGUAUUAAAGCGUCAGAAAAUAGAACAAAACCGGGCAAAGAAGAGAUCAUCUGAUGAACCUAGGGGGCCUAAAAUGAAGCGGGAAGUAAUAGAAGACCCUAAUUAUGACGAAACAUCAGUCUCUGUGACUUCAAUAGCCUCGACAGUAUCUGAAACAUAUUUUUGGGAAUCAGAUAAAAAAUAUGCAGAUUUAGAUGGUAAUCGACAACAAACUGUUGAGAGUUUGAGUCCCGUAACUGCAGCAAGUGUGCCAAGUCCUUCAAGUCCACCUGAAAGUCGCGAUAUUAUCGGAUCAAAAACUCUAGAUAUGCUCAAAGAAUCAACACAUUCCAAUAAAAAUACUGGGGAAUGCCAGGCCAUGAGUUUUUUAUCGAGAGAAAAUCCGUGUAGCUCAAAUUCUACGAAAAUUAAUGGAACUAUUUCUUCUGAAAAUUAUUCUAAAUAUUCUUCUAUUGGCAAUAACUACACUGACUCUUCAGCUUCAGAGAGUGAGGCAAAUGGUGAAAAACAUUUACUGUAUUCACAUAGUACAAAAAAUUUUAGACUAAACAAUAAUAAUAACCAUCAGUUUGAAAAAACUCUGAAAGAGUAUUCUAAUGAUGUAAUGAAUCAAAGUGUUCAAGAUAGUUAUACUAAACGUACAGAUUUAAUUUCUGUAUUGACUGAAAAAUCUGAUGUUGUAAUAAAGUUAGUCUUGAGUAAUCCUCAGUUAGCUACUAAGAUAUUUCAAGAUAAAGAUGUCAUUUCUAAAAUGAUAUCUGAUCCUGAAAUUGUAACAAUGCUAACAGGUGAUUCACAGAUUUCCAAACUAUUUGAAUUGUAUGAUAAUGAAGAUUGUUGUUUCACUUCUGUAGUGACUAAAAAAAUACCAGAUAAAAUAAUUGAGAAUACUUUAGAAUCCGAUGAAAAUUCAAUCAACAAUCCAAUAUUGAUAAAUUUAAUUACGAACGGCAAAUCUGUUGAACGUGAUAGUAAAAAUUAUGAGUCAACUGUAAAUAAUAGUGAUUGGAGUCGAGUUUCUGAUGAUGUUACGCGAGAUGUAGUUCAGGAUGUUCAACGAAUCCCUAUCGCUGUUAAUACUAUUGAAUCUAUUUUGUGUGAAGCUAUAAAAUUGGAAUUUUCAGCUUAUUCUGCAUUAAGCGGAAAUCAAAAUAGCAAAGAACUAAAUGACGCAGAAAGAGCUAAGCUGAAUGAAUUAAUUGUUGCUAAUAAAGCACUUCUUGCACCAUUGGAUGAUGAUAUUACUAAUUUAGUUGGUGAUGAAUGUAGAUUUAAGGAAAAUUCGGAGCAUUCGGAUCCCAUGCUUCUAGAUGUGAUAAAUUUGACAGCUAUUGCGAUUAGACGGCUAAUUAAAAUGUCAAAGAAAAUAAACGCAUUUAAAAAUAUGUGCCAGGAAGAUCAAUUAGCAUUGUUAAAAGGUGGUUGUACAGAAAUGUUAAUAUUGAGAUCAACCUUAACUUAUGACUCUGAUAAAGAUAUGUGGAAGAUACCUCAUAGUCAAGAAAGAAUGUCCAAAAUAAAAGUUGAUGUAUUAAAGGAAGCAAAAGGAAAUCUUUAUUCAGAGCAUGCAAGAUUUGUCAAAACUUUCGAUCCACGCUGGCGUGACGAAAAUAUAAUUUUAAUAUUAAGUGCCAUUGCCUUGUUUACACCAGAAAGACCUCGAGUAGUUCACAGUGACGUUAUUAAAUUAGAGCAGAACUCGUACUAUUAUUUGUUAAGACGAUAUCUAGAAAGCAUUUAUCCGGGUUGUGAAGCCAGAUCUACGUUUCUAAAGCUUAUCCAAAAAAUAUCUGAACUGCAUCGGCUUAAUAAUGAAGUUGUGGGUGUUUAUUUAAAUGUGAAUCCGUCAAGUGUUGAACCUUUGUUAAUAGAAAUAUUUGAUUUGAAGCACUAACACCUGACAGCUUUUUUUGUAUCUAUACACCAAGUUAAAAAACUAAAUCGAUUAGUAUUUAAGAUUGUAUCUAGUUAGAUAAAUCAAAGUUAUUUAUUUAGAGAUAGGUCAGAUCAAAAUUAAAAGUGCAGAUAAUAAAAUAAUAGUAAAAUAAUAGAUGUAGCUGAAUAAUAACGAAUGUUAUUCAUAUAUCAAGUGCAUAAUAUUUUUUUAAUAUGUUUAUUGCAUUAUUAUUAAUAUUAAAAUCAUGACGGAUGAAUAUGGUUAUUUAGAAACCAUGUAGUCUCUAUAUUAUUAUUUCAUUUUACUAUUAGUACAAUUAAAUUGAAUAAAUCGUUAAUGUUUAGAUUUUUAAUGUCUUGUGAUUCAGAAGUGAUUUUUUUAUUUCAUUGUAAAUAAUUUACUUGCAAAAAGUAUAAGUUACCAGCAAUAAAAU